GACUUUUCUGUCCAGAAUUUCGGAUUUAUAUUUUGAGUAAUUCUAGCUCCUAAGUUCACCUAGACUCCGUCCUUAACACUAACAAGUGGUAUCAGAGCUGUAUUAAGGACGUUGAGAGGAGUCUACAGAAGUGUGAAGACCCUUCUAGACCCACCAUGGCCUGUGGGUGUGCCUAAGUGGUGUUCUAAAGCAGGCUGGAGGGAUGGUCACCUCCAGGCAUGAAGCCGCCAAGUGGUGAACGCGCACAAGGUGGCGCUGUGCAAGGCUCAGGUGCACAAGGUGAAGGUGCACAAGGUAAUGCCUAUCCUGGUUUGUUUGUUAUGGUUGAGGAUGUGCAUGGGCAUGAGGGUGAUGUGGGAUCUGUGGGAAAGGUUGUGAUGCACCCUCUCACGCACUGGGUGAUUGAUUCGGGUUGCACCAGUCACAUGACUCCACGGGCAGAUUUGCUUGAUGAGGUAAAACCCCCUGGGAAGAUUAAGUAUGUGGCAGCAGCGUCAGGUGCUUUGCUCCCUGUCAUUGGUGUUGGAAAUGCCAAGGUUAAGGGAGCUAAUGGGGAGCUUGUGGGGCUUGGGAAUGUUCUGCUGGUUAAAGGCUUGUCUGCUAACCUUCUCUCUGUGCGACGACUGCAGAAGAGCAAGGCCGAAGUGACCUUUGGACCAACCAGCUGCCGUGCUAAGCUUGGGAAGAAGGUGCUAUGGAGUCUGGAAGAGGAGACCAGUUGCAUCAAGGACCUGUGGCAGCUGCCCAUCAUCCCAUGGAAUGGGAAGACUCCAACAGCAGCAACGGCAGCAGCGGCAAAGGCAACAGCAGGAGGAGAUGCAACUGCACCAACUGAUGGGGUCCUGGAAGCAGUCAAGAAAGUGCAGCAGCAGCAGACACAUGGCGAGGUGCUUGCUGGUGUGGAUGCGAGUGCGGCAUGGGCUAAGGCUUCAUCAAGGAGUGGAGAGGCCGAUUGGGAGACAUGGCAUGAGAGGCUGUGUCAUGUGAACUUCCCUAUGCUACAGAAGUUGGUGAAGGAUGGGAGCCUGAAGGGCUUGGAGGUGAAAGGGGGAGUGAAGGAGAUUGGGAGCUGCCCUACAUGCUUGGAGACCAAGUUCUCCAAGUUCCCCUUCAACAGUGCAACAGGACCAGCCAAGACCCCACUUGCACUUGUGCACAUGGAUGUGGUGGGGCCCACAAGAGCCCCUUCCCUCUCAGGCAGCCGCUAUUUCUUGACAAUUGUGGAUGACCACACUCGGGCAGUGUGGGUUUACCCUUUGAACAGCAAGGGGGAGGUGGCAGCGGCUGUCCUUAAGGAGUGGAUGCCUAGAGCUCAGAGGGAAUGCGGACACAAGGUGAAGGUGAUCCGCAGUGACAAUGGUGGGGAGUUCAUUGGAGCUGAUUUUGAGGGGGAGUUGAAGAGGAAGGGGAUCCAGCAUCAACUGACAGUGCCCUACAAUCCGCAGCAGAAUGGCGUGGCUGAGAGGUUCAACAGGACCCUGCAGGAGGGGGCACGCACUCUCCUUGGGCGUGCAGGGCUACCUGAUCCGUUUUGGGUGUCUGCACUGAGGCAGGUCGCCCUUGUGAAGAACAGGGUGCUGGCUACAGUUGGAGAUAAGGAGUGGAUCCCAUAUAUCAAGUGGUAUGGGAGUGCUCCAGCUGUGAACAUGCUGAGGGCAUUUGGGUGCAUGGUAGUGUUUCAUGUGCCUAAGGAAAAAAGAGGGAAGUUGGAGGCUUCUGGAAGAUGGGGUGUGCACUUGGGGAUUGCAAAGGAUCACAAGGGAUGGCUGCUAUGGGACUUGACCACCCAGAAGCUGACAGUGUCAAGGGAUGUGAAGUUUCUUGAGUCCCUGUACUACAAGGAAUGGAAGCAGCAGCAACAGAAGCUUCCAUCUACACCGCUCAUUGUGGAGGCAGAUGAGGUGCAGCAGCCUUCAAGACAGGUGGAGGUUGCAGUGUCAGAGGAGGAGAUGUCUGGGGUGACUGAGGAAGGGGGAGCAGCUGAAGUAGAGGAGCAGCAGCAGCAGCAACAUGAGUCUCCACCUCGAGUUCCACACCCGCCUGAGCGACCUAGGAGGGAUGUGCGCCCUCCGGUGAGGCUGACCUAUGGGGGAAGAGGCAAGCCGAAUGUGGUGCAGGCUGGGAGUGUGGUUGAGCAGAUUGAGGAAGAUGAGAUUGCAUUGUGCUAUUGGGCUGCAAUUCCUCAGCCUAAGGUACUGACGCUAGCUUCAACUCAGUAAAAGCGGAUGGCACCAGCAUUGGGGGUUAUGUGUGCUUGCUAGGAGGUGGUGCUGUGAGCUGGCGCAGCAAGAAGCAGAAUGAGGUGGGAUUGUCUUCAUAUGAGACUGAGUACAUGGCCUUACACCAUGGGGCCAAGGAAGUAGUGUGGCUAAGGCGUUUGUUGGAGGAGUUGGGAGUUGGUCAGGAGGAGCCGACAGUUGUGUUCUGUGACAAUGAGUCUGCUGUGAAGCUCGCCAAGAAUGCUUGUCUGCAUGGGCUGACAAAACACAUAAGGCCUAAGUGGCACUGGGUGAGGAG
Molecule: messenger RNA, 2517 nt
Organism: Closterium sp. NIES-67
Lineage: Eukaryota; Viridiplantae; Streptophyta; Zygnematophyceae; Desmidiales; Closteriaceae
Source: the annotation of a GenBank genome assembly